AAGCGUUAGAAGUUGGAAGCACAGUUCAAGUUUGUGCACAAAGGGAGGCAGCCAGAGUUAAGUUCAGCUUCUUGGAUGAUAUUCAGUAAGAUAUGGCCACAGCCAGCGCUUUCCUGUCAGAGGACCAGUUCCUGUGCUCCAUCUGUCUGGACGUUUUCACCGAGCCUGUUUCUAUUCCGUGCGGGCACAACUUCUGCAAGGCCUGUCUGUCGCAGCACUGGGAAGGCAAGGAACAGUGUCAGUGUCCGCUCUGCAACGAGAAGUUCAGCAAAGGGCUCAAACUUCGCGUCAACACGGCAUUCAGGGAUGUGGUGGAGAAUUUUAAGAGGCAUCGUGUGACGGCUGAGAGCAGUUUCCCGGGCGCACCCGGGCAGGUGCUCUGCGACUGCUGCCUUGGCAACAAGUCGAGAGCCUCCAAAACCUGCCUGGCGUGUUUGGCCUCCUUCUGCGAGACACACUUGGAGCCUCAUCAGAGAGUCUCCACCUUAAAAAGACACAAACUGACUCGUCCUGUGCAGAACCUGGAGGACAAAAUAUGCAAGGAGCACAGCAGGAUUCUGGAGUUCUUUUGCCUGAAUGACCAGACUCGCGUUUGCGCCCUGUGUACAGAGCACAGCACACAUGACACAGUCCCUUUGGACGAAGAGUAUGUGGACAAACAGGCUCAGAUGAGGCAGAAAAUUAAACAGAAAGGAGGAAGGGAGAUGAGAGCAGGUGCACAAAGCAAGAGGAAAGGAAAAUUUAAUGCAAGAGCAAACCGCAUGGUGUCUCAUCAAAUGUCUGAGCCGAUCAACUCAAGGUUUCCGACUGAGGGGCUACACUGUUGGAGUGACUACUCAUACAUCCCUGGUAAUAGGGGCUUUUCUGGGGGGAGAUUCUACUUUGAGGUUCAGACCAAAGGAAAGAGGGCUUGGGAUUUGGGAGUCGUCUCAGAAUCAGUCCGUGGAAAGAGAUCUCCAAACUGUGCAAAUGGAAAAUGGAUGGUGAGUUUCAGGGACUGCAACUGCAGAACUCCGCAUCACCUGCCAGGCGUGCAGAGAAGACCAGCGAAGGUCGUAGUGUUUGUAGAUUACGAGAACGGGGUGGUGCUCUUCUACGAUGCAGGCAAUGCGUCCAUGAUACACAUUUUUACUGGCUGUAAUUUUGAAGGGAGACUGUUUUUGUUCUUCAGCUUCAGUCAUUCUGACGAUGAUCACUGUGUUGGGAGGUUACAGAAAAGGAUCGAGAGCGGGGUUCAACAAAUGUGGCAGCAGUCCAAUCCCUGCUGUGUUAUUCUGCUCUCCUUGCUCUUUCUGACAGUCUUAUACAUAAUCUUACAACAAUAAAGCUGAAACAGAUUGAAUGUAACUCUACUAAAAUCUGUUUGUGAUGGUGGAUAUCCGAAACAGCACUGCUGGGUCUUCUUUCUUUUUCUUUUUCUUUUCUUUUUUUUUUGUAAUCUGAGCAUUACAUCUCAUGUGUCAUGUAUAUAGCAUUUUUUUUAAAGGGGUUUGGGGAAUCUGUCUGUACCACAAUACUGAAGCUUUGCAUAUAAUCUGUACAUCACAAUAAAUGUUU
Molecule: messenger RNA, 1557 nt
Organism: Salarias fasciatus (jewelled blenny)
Lineage: Eukaryota; Metazoa; Chordata; Actinopteri; Blenniiformes; Blenniidae
Product: E3 ubiquitin/ISG15 ligase TRIM25-like
Exons: 2
Coding region: 93-1325 (410 amino acids)
Molecular function (GO): protein binding; zinc ion binding
Source: RefSeq, a predicted model, not a curated record